Messenger RNA from Paracoccidioides lutzii Pb01, 1263 nucleotides. Its product is annotated as C6 zinc finger domain-containing protein. The record is from RefSeq and is a predicted model, not a curated record. The transcript is spliced from 5 exons. Bases 1 to 1263 code for a protein of 420 amino acids.
AUGGGAAGACGGAAAAUUCUAGGCCUGAUGGAUGUGGAACCGAAUCCGAUCCUCCCUGCCCCACUCCGAUCACAGUCCCUCCCCCGGUCCCAGAGAGGCUUUUGGCUUACAGCCAUGACGAGCUAUUCCUUUCCCGACAACGCUUGUCUCCGCAAGCCGUAUUGCAGAUGCCUCCGCUUGGAUCCCAUCCAUCCUCGUAGCAAGAAGGGCAUUCCGCUAUCCUUGGCGGAGAAACUUGCUGGCCUAACAUCGGACUGCCAGGAUAUCAUGAAUCGUGUGGUCCGAACCGCUACUAGGCUUGUAACAAAUGAUGAUGAACUUGUCAUUUCACUCGAUGGUAUCAACAUAAUUCUCGAGCUGGAAACUCAGGAUCGUAUCGAUCCUGAUUACAUGUGGUUUCGCAUAGUCUCCACAGACAGGUAUCUGUCGUUGAGGCUGGGCCUGCCACAAGGUUCAUACGAAAAUGUCUUCGCGAGUCAGAAGGUACUGCAAAAUUGCAUAGCUGUGGAGCACCUGGAGCGCCUAGAGUCCGUUGCAGCUGGGCUUAUCCUACAGCGUAAUGUUGGCGAGCAAAUUGAUCUUGCGACAACACACGAAGUGGACAAAAUGCUUCAGGAGGCUGCUGCCCUAAUGCCACCACGGUGGUGGCUGAUGACUUCCAAUGGUGCUGUCGGUAGCGAUGAUGCCCAGGCAUUCAAAGAGUCAAUCCGCCUUACAAAUCAUUUAACAUAUCGUCAUCUCUUAGUAUGGCUACACGUGCCAUACAUGAUGUUGUCCUCUUCCACCGAACCGCGUUAUGAUUACAGCAGGAUGACUGCUGCAAAUGCCAGUCGUGCGAUAGUUGCCCAGUUCGUAGCAUUCCGAGGUGCGAAUUUAUCGACGGCUUAUUGUCGCGGUAUCGACUUUGUUGCUUUUAUUGCUAGCAGGACGCUGUGCAUUGCACAUAUGGAAGCUCACCGGCAGCACCAAUUCGGCUACGGCAAAGAUGUCACCAUAUCCAUUAUCCUCCGGUCCCUCCUCGCUAUCGAGAAUGAUUCUGCCAAUGGAGCCUGGUACCGUACAACUGCCACCCUGGAGCUUUAUAAGGAGGACCCUCAUAGUUUUGGAGCUAGGGAUGACAAUCUCAAUGAACUGCAUAUCAAUAUACCGUACUUCGGAACCAUCAAGUUCGAACACAGCCCCACCCACCAUUUCUAUGAUCGAACGGACAAAAACUCUCUCCGAAGGGCGAUUUCGAAACGUGUCCAUCCCGCAAACAACUGA